CCAACCAACAGGCACAACGUAACAAUCCCAACGACAGGACAUCCGGGCCACAUGUAAGUGGCGUCAGGAAAAGGAAGCCAGGCCAGCCCAUUAGCCCAACUCAGCCCAUUCCGAGUUUGUCUCUCGGCAAGCGCGACACGCCGAGCCCCUUCCACGCGGGACAUUCUCGGGGUUGUUCCGCAGAUACGGCAUUAAGUCCAAACUCCGAAGUCUCCAAAGCAAAAGCCAUAGCGAGUCUCUCUCCCCAAUUCCCCAUCUACCGCAGAUCAGUUUGGGCGAAGCGUCUCCUCUCCUCGGGGUUGAAGAUGGAAGAGGCGGAGAAGACUGCGCUGGGCUUGCCUGAGCUGCCGAAGAUGGAGAUACACUCGCCGCCGCUGUCCCACAGCGACGAUGACGACGAGACUGAAGCUGAUGACAGCGAUGGUGAGGAAGAGGAAGGCGGGGCUGGAGUUGGGGCCGGCGGAGGCGGCGGUGGCGCAGGCGUCGGCGGGCCUCCGUUGAAGAAGGGGCCAUGGACGCCCGAUGAGGACAAGCGCCUGAAGACGUACGUGGAGGCGCACGGCGAGGGGAACUGGAAUCAGGUCCAGAGGAACGCCGGGCUCAACAGGUGCGGCAAGAGCUGCCGCCUCCGCUGGGCGAACCACCUCAGGCCUAAUCUCAAGAAGGGGCCCUUCUCUAAGGAGGAAGAGCAGAUGGUUAUCGAGCUCCAUGCGAUGCACGGGAACAAGUGGGCUAAGAUGGCUGGCUAUUUGGAAGGACGCACAGAUAAUGAAAUUAAGAACUUCUGGAACACAAGAAGUAAGAGGCUUUCGAAAGCUGGUCAAGAUCUCUAUCCCGAUGGUUUGCUAUCUUGGGUGGCCAAUCAAGACAUGAACUGUCACAGUCCUGACGAUUCACAUGGCAAGAAACGACAGAAUGAGCUCUCGCAGGGAAAUGGUCUUGAUUUGGAUGAUAUUAUAUUCGAGAAAUUGGACUAUAAAAAGACAGAAAAUUAUCUGGCUCCAUUUUAUACAGAUCCUCUUACUGUUGAUGCCAUGAACCCUCUGAAGUGUCAAGCAUCCUCCAGCAGCAUAGGGGCAGGCUACAAUGGCAGCCUCACAUGCGAACCGUUUCCUGAGCAACCUGAGAAGACCCAUAAUUCCAUUGAUAUGAACUCGGGAAUAAUAAAGAAUCAAUUUGCUAGUAGCUCACCAAUAUUGCACAGCAGCUUCUCUACGCCUGGGACCUUCCAGAGGCCCAUGAAGAUAGAGCUCCCUUCAUUCCAAUGUCACACUGAAGUAAACGGUCCCUCAUCGUGUCAAAUCCAACCAGCAUCUGAAUACGAUGACACUUUAGUUUAUUUUCCAAAACCUGACUUGCUGCAAUCACAAUAUUUGCCUUCACAAAACAAUGGUUCGAUGGAUUUUAUGGUUCAGGCUGGACAUGGACCAGGGGACCAUUCAAUGCCCCAAGGGUCUUUUUCUUCAACCUUCGGUGUCAAUCUCCAUGAGAGUGGUUCUUUGGUUGUAUUUCGAUCUUCAAAAUCACCUGCUAGCCCGGAUGCUCCAUCUGUGGACAACAAAUAUUAUGCAGAUUAUAUGUCUCCGGACAAAUAUAUGUCAUACUCGCUACAUGCCUGCAGGCCUGAUGCAUCGCCUGGAGCAAGAAUUUUGAGUGAAGAUUCAUCACACUCAAAGUACCAGAUAAAUCCUUGCAGUUUUGAUGCCCCACAAGGAGCAGGGGUUCUGAAUGAAGUUUCAUCACGCUCAGAGUUCCAGCCCGUCAACGGUCCAUAUGAUCCUAUUCUUUUUGGUGAUUCUUUUUGGUCGUCAACUGCAGGUCAUGACCAUCAAAUUGAGCUCAAGCCGAACUGGCAAAGGAUGCCCAGUGUCCGUCAUGUCUGAUCUCUGGAAUGUGACCAACAACUUGUAUGGUGUCUGCUGCUUUUCCAAUUCACUUGUGGCUAAAAAUGAUAGGUCCCCAGGUUGUUACAUUCUUUUUUCGUGCGAGUCCUAGUCACUCUUGGUUGCAUUAUUGGACAAUAUAAAAGGAUACAGAGUAUUUCAUUGUGUGAUUUUAUUUAUUUAUUGAUAUUACAUUGUAGAAGGAUUUAAGGAAUGGUUUUCGUGCUCAAAUGUUGAUAGUUAUUAUAUUGUGUCUA
Molecule: messenger RNA, 2140 nt
Organism: Brachypodium distachyon (stiff brome)
Lineage: Eukaryota; Viridiplantae; Streptophyta; Magnoliopsida; Poales; Poaceae
Product: transcription factor GAMYB
Exons: 4
Coding region: 306-1883 (525 amino acids)
Source: RefSeq, a predicted model, not a curated record